Messenger RNA from Ambispora leptoticha, 443 nucleotides. Lineage: Eukaryota; Fungi; Glomeromycota; Glomeromycetes; Archaeosporales; Ambisporaceae. The record is from the annotation of a GenBank genome assembly.
CUAAAAUUGACCGAACCAUUGCCAAGAAAAUCAAAGACAAAGUUAAAAAUUACUUAGCCAAGGAUCCGAUUAAUAGAGGUGAGCGACUACUUUAUGAAUAUAAGGGCUUUUAUCGUUAUCGUUUUGAGGACUACCGAGUUAUUUAUGAAGUAAAGCAAUCUGAACUUUUAGUGGUGGUAGUAAAAUUUGGACAUGACCGUUAUUUUACUGAUUAUCCCCAAGGAGAUUAUUAUUAUUUAGAUAUUAGUUUUGCGAGAAUGAUAGAAACUUGCUCGCAUGAAUUAGCCCAUUACUUCCAAUUUGUUAAAUAUGGCGAGAGUAGUUGUGAAAGUGAUUUAAUUUUGCGGAAUAGAAGUUAUGACCAGGGAUUAGCCCAAGAACAUAAAGAAUUUACGCAAGAGAUUUAUCAAAUGAUUAAGAAUUCAGAGGAAUAUUUGGAAUGA